Molecule: messenger RNA, 3530 nt
Organism: Diabrotica balteata
Lineage: Eukaryota; Metazoa; Arthropoda; Insecta; Coleoptera; Chrysomelidae
Source: the annotation of a GenBank genome assembly
AUGUGUCUGGUGCCAUCCGAAAUGGGCAACAAGCCCUCGGUCUCCGAAGGCGAAGAGGAAGAAGAGCGACCCACCCAGGCGCUCAAAGGCGCCAAAUCUCUCGGUUCUGAAUUAGCGAAUGGCAGCGGUGCAGCUGAAGAUGCCGACGAAGAGUUGGAGCUGCCACCACCGAUGAAACCGAUCCAGGAACCGAUCUUGGUCACGUCGCCACCUCCCGGGGUUCCCGGCGUGCCAGAGAUCGAAGAGAACCCUUGUAAAAGAGAGCAACAUUCAGAAAACCAGGAACGUCAUUCUCUUAUGCGAGAUGCCAAGUCAGAAAAUGCCAUUUCGGAGUACGGAGGGGAUCUGUCAGCUCAAGGUUUCUCCAACGAAGCCACAGGGUUGGCUUUCAGCGGCGAUGAAAGCGACAAGCCAUCCGAAGAUAACAUGGACACCGCCAAAAAGACAGAAAUCUUAUUGAGGAAAAGGGAAUACGUUCUGCAGGAGUUGAUAGAUACCGAAGAAGCGUACGUUAGAGAUUUGUCUUUAAUCGUUGAUGGUUACAUAGCUACUCUGAAAGAUCCCGAAUGUGAAAUACCCAUGCCAGAGGAUUUGAAGGAUGGAAAGGACAAACUAGUCUUUGGAAAUAUCGAAGUCAUUUAUGAUUGGCAUAAAAACUUUUUCUUAAAAUCCCUAAAACAAGCCGUAGAAAAUCCCAUUGAACUAGCUUCGCUUUUCAAACGUUAUGAACGCAAAUUACAAAUGUACGUUAUCUAUUGUAAGAACAAACAUGUAUCCGAAUAUAUAGUUUCCGAAUACCUAGAGACCUAUUUCGAAGAUUUACGGGUAAAAUUAGGACAUAAGUUACAACUUUGUGAUUUGUUAAUCAAGCCUGUGCAAAGAAUCAUGAAAUACCAAUUGAUGCUUAAGGAUAUUUUGAAAUAUACUGAAAGGGCGGGGAUAACAGCGGAGAUUGAACCGCUUAGGGCAGCAUACAAUAUAAUGGUGAUCGUACCAAAGACUGCUAAUGAUAUGAUGGAUGUUGGAAGACUACAAGGAUUUGAGGGUAAAAUUACUGCACAAGGAACUCUGCUUCUGCACGGAAUGUUAACAGUUUCCGAUCUACCUGGAUCGAAUCCAAUCAUAGGCAAAAACAAGGAUUUGCAUGUAUUUUUCUUCGAACAAAGUAUUAUUUUUUCUGAAGUGGUAGGAAAGAAGACGCAGUUCACUAGUCCGCAAUAUAUUUAUAAAGCUCAUAUUCAAGUCAACAAAAUGUCCCUAAGCACAAAAGAAGACUGUUUUAUAUUAGAAUCGACGGAUCCUAGUCGUUGCCUGGGUUUCGUCCUGCAAGCGGGAACAGUAGAUUUGCAAGAACAAUGGUUGAUCACUAUCCACGACACCCUUCAAAAACAGAGGGACUUCCUUAAGGCCAUCCAAAGUCCCAUAGCCUACCAGAAAGAGUUAACCACUAAAGAAGCUUCCUUAUCCGACCUAUCAGUGUGGGAAGUGGCGCCCCUAAGAAGAGCCCUACCUCAUGGAUCGCCCGCAGAGCCCAGCAAGUCCCACAAAAAGAACCAUUACGUUCACAAGGCUAACACCAUUGGUAUCCCAUCGGAAGACGAUUUGAACGAUAGCAAAAACAAUAAUCCACGCUCGAGACUGAACUUUUUCGAAGGCUUUAAGAAUAGUUUGAGAAACAAGCAUAAGAGUGAUACUGUGGUGUUGGAAACCGCGAAGGAGAAUAGCGAGAAGGGUGAUAUGCACAGGAGGUGGUCGGAAGCUAAUCAUACGGCGGAUCAUCUAGUAAUGCCUCCCGGUACUCAAGCGCGUUUGGUCUGUGAAUGGCCGCACCUUAACCUGGGGGACUUAGUCACGAUCAUCCGCUACGACCCAACCCAAGGAUAUUUCGUCCGAACCAGUUCUAGCCUGGAAGAGUUUUGGAUUCCUGCUCACGUUCUAGCUAAUUACAGUAGGAAACUGUGGUCUUUUAGGUUAAAGAAACCGAGAAAAUCUCUGGAAGGAAUCCUUUCGGAGAACCCGGACCGUUGUGUACCAGAAUUUCGUGAUAGACUGAAAGAUAUUACCGUUCAGAGUGGAUCCAAGGUGGUGUUUAAGUGUAGGGUCAAGAAUUGGAAUAGGAACACGAGGCAAACUUGGAAGAAGAUGGAACCAAAUGUCGUUGUAUUGCAUAACGGCAAGUUUGUGCAAGGUGAUAACGAAGGAGGCAUAGCGUUGAUGGUGAUAGAAAACGCCAGAGCUUCAGAUGCAGGUACCUAUUGCUUGACAGUAUCCAACGAAUUCGGGAGUAUCACAUGUACGGCCAAAUUGUCCAUCACAAGCAGCUAUCCUCCUAUACCAGAACCGAAAAUUCAAGUCAUAUCGUGUUCAAUUGAGAAUUUGAUUCCUGGGGAAACUUACAGUUUUAGGAUCGUGUCUGCUCAGAACAACGUCGUCAGCUUGCCUAGUAUUGCCGUGACGUUGCCUGUGGCGGAAAAUUUGAGAUGGCAGCAGGAACAGUUUAAGCAAAGGUACAUAGAGUUAGAAGAAAUAGACCGAGGAAGAUUUUCGAUCGUCCGUUUAGCAAGAGACAGGGGGACCGGAGAAGAAGUAGCAUUGAAACAAAUUUCUCGACGAAAACAGUCUCAUCAGGUGACCCAAGCGGAGUAUUCGCUGUUAGCAGGAAUGCAACAUUCCAACAUCAUCAGAUCGUUGGCUUUGUUUGAUAAUGCUCCAUUACCUGGCAUCGAUACGAUCAUAUUGGAAUUAGUCAAAGGACCUUUAUUAUUUAAGUAUAUUAGUGAUAAAGAAACUUACAGUGAGUCAGAUGUAAGAAACUAUACGUAUCAAUUAAUAUCUGCCUUAAAAUGGCUGCACCAAAAAAGUAUUGCACAUCUAGAUGUUAAGCCCGAAAACGUAAUGAUCGAUAUAACCGUUCCCAUCCCCCUAUUAAAAUUAGUAGACUUCGGAGACUCAGUCAACACCUCCAAGAAUGUCAUCUUGCCACCAGCUUGCCUCGAAUUCGCCUCGCCUGAACUGGUUCUCGGUCAACCAGUUGGAGUCCACACUGACUGCUGGGCUGUAGGAGUGUUUCUCUAUGUCAUGCUCAGCGGAGUAUCUCCCUUCCUCGACGACUCAGUGGAAGAAACCACUGCGAAUAUUUUAAAAUGCGAUUUUUGUUUCCCCGAUGAGUAUUUUGGAGACGUAUCGCAAGAAGCCAAGGAUUUGACGAAGAGUUUGUUGGUGCUAGUUCCAGCGCAAAGGUUGAAUAUGGAGAAAAGUCUUCAAUGUGUUUGGAUAAAAGAGGCUAUCGGUUCUGCAUCUAUUCCGUCAGCACGUCUAAAAAUGUUCAUGCAGCGAAGACAUCCCAUGAAUCUUGCACCCUCGAACUUGAAUUAUUAUAAAGAAGAUGCUCUUUAGUCCCAGUCGUAGAUUAUUUGUAAAUAUAUUUUAAUUUGUGACCAAUUUGAUUAUUUCCGUUUUAGCUUGUUAAUCAAUCGUAUAUAUUUAUAAUUAUAUUUUACCUAUACAUAAAUAAACGAACUUUUGUUUAA